AUGGAAUUGGAUCAACUGUUGCAAGAAAUAGGUCCACACAUAGGCGAUCUCAUGGUUGAUCCAUAUGCCAAUUACAUGUUUGGCAGUCUGAGUCAGAGUUGUGCUCCCCAUUAGAGAUUAUACAUCUUACAAACAAUUUCCAAUCGACUAGUGGAUAUUGCAUGCGAUAAAAAGGGUACUCAUGCUAUUUAAUCGUUGGUUUCCUUGAUAUCCUCCAAAUAAGAAGAAGAAAUGGUUGAAAAUAGCAUAAAAAACCAUAUCAUCUUUCUCACUCUGGACAGUCAAGGAACACAUUUGAUCAAAAAGAUCAUUGCGAGAUUCUCAGAAGAUCGUUUGAAUUUGAUAUUUUGCAAAUUAUUGGAGAGAUUCAUUUAGGUUGUCAAUCAUCAAUUUGGACUUUGCGUCUUGAAGGAUCUCAUUACUAAACUUAAAAAUAAUCAAGAGAAAUGCCACUUUAUUUUAAUUAAGAUGCGUGAUCAAUUGGAUGACAUCGUACAAGAUCCUUUUGGUAAUUAUGGAGUACAACAUGUGAUCGAUGUCUACGGAGAUCAGAAAUGCACUCCAAUAAUUGAUAAAAUUUUGUAGAAACUAGUGCAACUAUCUAUUCACAAGUAUUCUUCGAAUGUUGUGGGAGAAAUGCAUUCUAGAAACCUCUGCAAAAACAUAAAAACGAUUCAUUAAACAAUUGUCACAAGAUGGCAUUUGUUUGGAAUUGAUGAAAAACAAAUUUGGAACCUUUGUUCUACAGAAAGCUCUUUAAGAAGCUGAGAAACUAGGCGAAGCAGACAUAUUACAGUAAGCUCUUCAGCGGAACUUACCUUCCAUCUAUGCUCAAAAUAUCAGGCAGAAGUGGAUGGAAUACUUAGCUAAGAAGUGAUUAAUUGACCUAUAUAUAUUAGUAUUAUUGUACAUUACAGUAUUA
This is a messenger RNA of Paramecium tetraurelia, 922 nucleotides long. RefSeq lists its product as uncharacterized. NCBI's taxonomy places the organism in Eukaryota, Ciliophora, Oligohymenophorea, Peniculida, Parameciidae. Gene Ontology annotation, molecular function: mRNA binding. Gene Ontology annotation, cellular component: cytoplasm. Gene Ontology annotation, biological process: post-transcriptional regulation of gene expression. The transcript has 3 exons. The record is from RefSeq and is a predicted model, not a curated record.